Otolemur garnettii (small-eared galago) is the source of this 948-nucleotide messenger RNA. RefSeq names its product olfactory receptor 56. The transcript has a single exon. NCBI's taxonomy places the organism in Eukaryota, Metazoa, Chordata, Mammalia, Primates, Galagidae. Gene Ontology annotation, molecular function: G protein-coupled receptor activity; olfactory receptor activity. The record is from RefSeq and is a predicted model, not a curated record. Gene Ontology annotation, biological process: G protein-coupled receptor signaling pathway. Gene Ontology annotation, cellular component: membrane.
AUGGCAUUAUGGUGAAACCAGUCUUCCACAGAUGGCUUCAUUCUCUUGGGCAUCUUCUCGCACAGUCCAACUGAUUUUGUCCUCUUCUCUGCAAUUAUGGUGGUCUUCACAGUGGCCCUCUGUGGGAAUGUCCUCCUCAUCUGCCUCAUCAGCACAGAUCUUCGGCUUCACACACCCAUGUACUUCUUCCUCAGUCAGCUCUCCCUCAUGGACCUCAUGCUGGUCUGUACCAUUGUGCCAAAGAUGGCAGCCAACUUCCUGUCUGGUAGGAAGUCCAUCUCCUUUGUGGGUUGUGGCAUACAAAUUGGCCUCUUCGUCUCUUUCAUAGGAUCUGAGGGACUCUUGCUGGGACUCAUGGCUUAUGAUCGCUAUGUGGCCAUUAGCCACCCACUUCACUAUCCCGUCCUCAUGAGCCAGAAGGUCUGUUUUCAGAUUGCUGGGAGCUCCUGGGGCUUUGGGAUAAUAGAUGGAAUGAUUCAGAUGGCGGCAGCCAUGAGCUUACCCUACUGUGGCUCAAAGAAUGUGGACCACUUCUUCUGUGAGGUGCCAGCUUUAUUGAAGCUGGCCUGUGCAGACACUUCUCUUUUCGACACCCUGCUCUUUGCUUGCUGUGUCUUCAUGCUGCUCCUUCCCUUCUCCAUUAUCAUGGCCUCCUAUGCUCGCAUCCUGGGGACUGUGCUCCAAAUUCACUCUGCUCAGGCACGUAAAAAGGCUCUGGCCACCUGUUCCUCCCACCUGACAGCUGUCUCCCUCUUUUUUGGGGCAGCCAUGUUCAUCUACCUGAGGCCCAGGCACUACUGGGCCCCCAGCCAUGACAAGGUAGUUUCUGUCUUCUACACAGUCCUUACACCUAUGCUCAACCCCCUCAUUUACAGCUUAAGGAACCAGGAUGUGAUGGGGGCACUGAGGAAGGGGCUGGACCACUGCAAGAUUGGUAGCCAGCACUGA